GCGAGUCUCACACACUUCACACUUCACCGCCAUCCACAGUACAAUCUGAUGACGUUCAUCACUCAAUCCUGGCAGCCAAUUCAAUGGAGUCAUCAAUUGAUGGCCUUGCGGUACAUGUUCUCUCUGUAUGACUCACAGGAGAGCCAGGAUCGCCGGCUCUGUUUUCCGGUGGGGUCGGUUCUUUUAUAUAAUCCCACCGCUGAGGGAGUUGAAGGGAGAGGCGGAGAGAAGGGGGAAUAAAGGUUGUCGCGCUCUGAAAUCAGACCAUAAUUUUCCAAUUCUCCGCCACCAAAUUCCGCAAAAUCAAGGACGACUCCAAGAAAAUCGCCUGCUCUCUGAUCCCCUUUUCUCAAAAUCGCUUCUUUAUUUCGUUAGCUGCACUGAUUCGCCUCCCCUGGAUUCUCCCCUGUUUUCUGUAUCUCUCGGAAUUCCAUUUGAGUUCGAUUUUUUUGUUUUUCUUCUUAAUCGUGGUUUUCUUCCGAUAUUAUCCAGCUGAUUCGGACAUUACGCUCCCAAAAUCUCUCUUUUGGUGUCUAAAAUUUGAAAUUUGGACCAAAGUUUCGAUCUUUUUGAGUCGAAUUCAACCAAGGUAUGCGAGCUUGAGCCAUGGCGAGCGGAAGCGACCGGGUUCGAUUCAAUGUGGGCGGCAAGAUCUUUGAGACCACCGCCACCAUCCUCGCCAACGCCGGCCGCCAGUCCAUGCUCGGCUCCCUCCUCGACGAGUUCUGGAAACCUCGGCAGCCCCCCGGCGGUGGCGAGUACUUCAUCGACCGCAACCCCGCCUGCUUCGCCGUCCUCCUCGACCUCCUCCGCACAGGCGAGCUCCACGUGCCGCCCGACGUCCCCGAGAGGCUCCUUUACCGCGAGGCCCUCUUCUACGGCCUCCUCGACCACGUCCGCGCCGCCCGGUGGGGCCCUUUCGACGGCAACCUCCUCCGGCCUGCCGCCUCCGUCCCCGGCCGCGCCCCUGGAGACGGCACCGCCAUCCGCGCCGGUCCGGACGGCGGCUGCUGCGUCGCCCACGGCAGCAUGGUCCACGUCUACGACUGGAUGCUCGAGGAGCACCGUCCCAUCAGCCUCGACUACCAGCAGGUCAACGACGUCGGCUACCUCGACGCCCAGAGCAUCGUCGUCACCGCCCGGGAGCGGCUCGGUAGGGGCGAGGGAGGGAUGGGAGUUUUCUGCUCGUCGACCGGCGAGCUUCGACAUCGUUUUAGGGUAGCCCACGACAACCAAGUUAAGAGCUUUACCGCCGGCGCUCUCAGCUUCAGCAGCUCGGACUACAAGAUCUUCGCUAGCUGUAAGGGGAGGUGCAAUGAGCAUGGAAUUGGUGUCUGGGAUCAGAACACUGGCCUGCAGGUAGAUUUCUUCUACGAGCCGCCCGGUUGCCUUCUUGGCGACGCCGACAAGCUCCAAUGGCUGGAUGGAAGCAAUUGCUUGAUGGUCGCCACGUUGUUCCCGAGAACUGAUUACUGUUUCAUUGGUUUGCUGGACUUCAGGAAGAAGAGUGUGGCGUGGUCUUGGUCUGAUGCCAGAAUCACGACAUCUCUUGAUGACAAGAGGGUCGUCCAUGCAAUCGCAAUGGAGAAUGGCCGGUCCAUUUGUGUCGUAAACCAGCACGAGGACCUGGGUUUCAUGGAUUUGAGGAGCCAUGCAGGAGGGGUCAGGUGGAGCUCUAGAAGUAAGCUCAUGAACCGGAGAGCGCCCGACGAGGAGAGCUGCUAUCCUAAGCUCGCAGCGCACGGCGGGCAGCUAUUCUCCUCCAUGAAUGACAGCAUCUCAGUGUUCUGCGGACCCGAGUGGGUUUUGACAUCAACUCUGCAGAGGAGCUACGGUGGUUCGAUAUGUGAUUUCUCGAUUGGAGGUAAUCGGUUGUUCGCUCUACAUUGCGAUGAGAACGUGUUCGAUGUGUGGGAGACGCCCCCUUCUCCAAUCUUCUAACCUUCAACCGUAACUUGUUUUGUUUGGUAGUGUUGUUUGUGUGAUUUCUUAGCAUAAUUAAUCCAAAAGAAUUCAGGUGUAAUCAGGUAGACGUUGAUGCAGGAGUUGAGUGUGUUUGUGAUUUGUACAACACUGAUGGCUUAACUGCACAUAAAAAUGGCUA
Messenger RNA from Phoenix dactylifera (date palm), 2104 nucleotides. Lineage: Eukaryota; Viridiplantae; Streptophyta; Magnoliopsida; Arecales; Arecaceae. The record is from RefSeq and is a predicted model, not a curated record.